Cladocopium goreaui is the source of this 1104-nucleotide messenger RNA. The record is from the annotation of a GenBank genome assembly. NCBI's taxonomy places the organism in Eukaryota, Dinophyceae, Suessiales, Symbiodiniaceae.
GGAGUGUGUGCCGGGGUCAAUUUCGGCGCCCGGCAUGGCAUCCAUUUGGUUGGAAACCCAUGGAAAGGCCAUCUUGGUAAAGGGUGACACCAUGCAGAUCAAGGACUUCCUGAAGACAAAGGGAGGGAAGUGGAAUGGUGGCCUCAAGUCUUGGCUCUUUCCUGGAUCCAAGAAGGACGCAGUUCUGCAGGACCUCCAAAGCUGCAGUCUAGUCAAGAAGGUCGACGACAGGACAGGAUCGGGUGAUCCAAAUGCCACGUUGUCAGCAAAGGCUGCACCUGAAAAGGCUGCAGCACCUGAAAAGGCACCAGCGAAGCGAUCGGAACCGGACGCUGAGGUCAUCGAGUUAGAUGACAAUGUCAGAAUUACAGUGAAUGCCUACCAGGGCAAGAUUGGUGUCGACGUGCGGAGGUUCUACAGAGACAAGGCGUCUGGAGAAUUGCGCCCCGGAAAGGGCUUGCGGAUGUCGGAGCAGGAAUGGGAAGCAGUUUGCGCUGUUACAGAUCGUAUUGACAAUAUGCUGAAGGAGGCCAACGAAACUUCCUGGAGUGUUGAGGGAGACCUGAUGGUCAGCAUCACUGGAGGCAGCGUCGACCUUCGCAGGUACUACACUGACAAAAACGACGGGGAAAAGAAACCAGGAAAACAAGGCACUCGCCUCUCUGGCAUCCUGUGGGCUUCGCUGAAGGCUGAAAUUCCUCAGAUUGCAAAAAAGCUGUCAGAAGCAGGUGCAGCAGGAAGCGCCAAACCUCAGAAGAAACAGAAAAAGAAGGCAGAUGAAGCCCCCCAGAAAGCCUCUGAAAGCGACGAACACAAGAAGUGGAGGCUCGAAAUCAAAAAGAUCGUGCAAGGCAAAGAUCUUGAGAAGUUGAGCGCCCGCAAUGUCCGAGAGCAGCUGGAGGAGACGCUUGGUUUGCAAAAGGAUGGAUUGCUGGCGCAGAAAGAUGAGGUGAACGCGAUGAUCAAAGAGGUUGUGGUAGCUUCGGCAUCUUAAUUGGUCUGCUUGGUCUGCUUGGGCUGCUUGCAGAUGCAGCAGCAGAUGCAGCUUGGGGAGCUAAUCCGGCCGGAGCUAAGCAGCUUGAGUCUCAGUGUUGUGGAGACCCG